CCAAAGCUUGCUGGCGUCUCCCUCUCUGUUCUGUGGAAGCUCUCAGGAUGGACUCAUACCUGAUCCAAGUGAAUGGCCAUGGAGAUCAUGCCCCUAUGCUGGAUGUUCAUCUCAAGACCAAUGGGAACAACAUAUCCCUGGGGAAGGUGAAGAGCCGGAAGCCAAGAUGGGCUGUCAGGGCUUCUGAAAUGUCAAAGAAAACUUUCAAUCCCGUCCGAGCCAUCGUAGACACCAUGAAGGUGGAGCCCAACCCAAAGAAAGCUAUGAUCUCCUUGUCCUUAGGAGACCCAACUGUCUUUGGAAACCUUCCCACAAAUGAUGAAGUCACACAGGCUGUGAAGGAGGUUUUGGACUCUGGACGUUACAAUGGCUAUGCUCCAUCUGUUGGCUACCCAUCCUGCCGGGAAGCAGUGGCCGCCUACUACAGCUGCCCAGAGGCACCGCUGAAGGCCCAGGAUGUCAUCUUAACAAGCGGCUGCAGCCAGGCUAUAGAACUUGCCUUGGCAGUGCUGGCCAACCCGGGCCAGAACAUCCUGGUGCCACGGCCUGGCUUCUCCCUCUACAAGACUCUGGCAUUGUCUAUGGGGAUUGAAGUCAAACUCUACAACCUCUUGCCAGAGAAGGCCUGGGAAAUUGAUUUGGAGCACUUGGAGUCUCUGGUGGAUGAGAAGACAGCUUGCCUCAUUGUGAACAAUCCAUCAAACCCCUGUGGCUCUGUGUUCAGCAAAAGCCACCUCCAGAAGAUCCUGGCAGUGGCAUCAAGACAGUGCAUCCCCAUCCUUGCUGACGAGAUCUAUGGAGACAUGGUAUUUGGUGACUGCAAGUAUGAACCCAUUGCAACUCUCAGCACAAAUGUGCCGAUCUUGUCCUGUGGUGGCUUGGCAAAGAGGUGGUUAGUGCCUGGCUGGCGGAUGGGCUGGAUCCUAAUUCAUGACAGGAGAGACAUCUUUGGUAAUGAGAUCAGGGAUGGCCUUCUAAGACUGAGUCAAAGGAUCCUAGGACCUUGUACUCUUGUCCAAGGAGCACUGGAACAUAUCUUGCAACGAACACCCCCUGAAUUCUACCACAACACACUCAGCUUCCUGAAGUCCAAUGCUGACCUUUGUUACACUGCCUUAUCAGCUAUCCCUGGCCUUCGGCCUGUCCAUCCUUCUGGAGCCAUGUACCUCAUGGUUGAGAUUGAAAUGGAACAUUUCCCUGAGUUUGAAAAUGAUGUGGAGUUCACUGAGCGACUCAUUUCAGAGCAGUCUGUUUUCUGCUUGCCAGCCUCGUGCUUUGAGUAUCCAAACUUCUUCCGUGUGGUGAUCACCGUGCCUGAGGAGAUGAUCUUGGAGGCUUGCAGUCGCAUUCAGGAAUUCUGUGAGAUGCACUACCAGGGUGCUGAGGGAGGGCAGGAUAUGGAGUGUGACAAGUAGCCACAGCUGGCCUCCUGCCUCUGCCAGGCUAGACCUUGUGUGAGGCAGGAGUUGGGCAGGCAGGGCUGCUUCCAGCCAGCCAUACAUCCCCCUGCCUGCAAGCAGCUGUCAUCCUGCUGCUUCACCUUUUGUGCUCCACAGACCCCUCAGCACUACGGGAAGAAUCAGCCUCUUCUCUCUCCUCCUCCACUGCAGCUUGCACAGCCUCUGGCGUUCAGUGCCCAUGGUCUCCAUGUACUCUGCAUUUGCACCCUGUGUUGGUCUCUGCUGCCUGUGAACCAGCUGCAGGCGGGGGCACAACGACUGCCCCUGUGCCAGGCUCCAUGGCCCAGACUCCAUGUGGCCAGUAGCUUCUGUGCUGGCUGUGCUUCCCUUUGGGGACAGGAGAAGGCUGCUAUCUCAGAAUAGAUGUACCCACCUCUCACUUACCUGUGUUACCCUAGGAGGCCAGAGCUCUUUAUACCAAGCCCUUUGUGCAACAAAGGGAGUAAG
Molecule: messenger RNA, 1907 nt
Organism: Indicator indicator
Lineage: Eukaryota; Metazoa; Chordata; Aves; Piciformes; Indicatoridae
Gene: TAT
Product: tyrosine aminotransferase
Exons: 12
Coding region: 48-1415 (455 amino acids)
Biological process (GO): biosynthetic process; aromatic amino acid catabolic process
Molecular function (GO): L-tyrosine:2-oxoglutarate transaminase activity; pyridoxal phosphate binding
Source: RefSeq, a predicted model, not a curated record